Messenger RNA from Oncorhynchus kisutch (coho salmon), 7609 nucleotides. Its product is annotated as receptor-type tyrosine-protein phosphatase F. The record is from RefSeq and is a predicted model, not a curated record. The transcript has 36 exons. Lineage: Eukaryota; Metazoa; Chordata; Actinopteri; Salmoniformes; Salmonidae. Gene Ontology annotation, molecular function: RNA binding; adenosine deaminase activity; protein binding. Bases 16 to 5454 code for a protein of 1812 amino acids. Gene Ontology annotation, biological process: RNA processing; protein dephosphorylation.
UUUUUGGGUGGAAAUAUGAAGGUUCUCUCAACGGGCUUGGACAAGUCCCGCUGUAGUCCAUCAUUCACACUAAUCCUAUAUCUACUUGUCUCUUCUACAGAGAACCAGAUCCCUCAUGGGUUCCCCAACAUAGACAUGGGUCCCCAGCUUAAGGUGGUAGAGAAGACCAGGACGGCCACCAUGCUGUGUGCUGCCAGCGGCAACCCUGACCCAGAGAUCACCUGGUUUAAAGACUUCCUGCCUGUAGACAUCAACAGCAGCAACGGACGAAUCAAACAACUCCGCUCAGGAGCCCUACAGAUUGAGAACAGUGAGGAGUCAGACCAGGGGAAGUAUGAGUGUGUUGCCAUGAACAACGCUGGAACACGUUACGCAGCCCCAGCCAAUCUCUACGUGCGAGUACGUCGUGUCCCUCCGCGGUUCUCCAUCCCACCCACCAACCAUGAGGUGAUGCCUGGGGGCAGUGUGAACCUGACGUGUGUUGCUGUGGGAUCUCCCAUGCCCUAUGUCAAGUGGAUCAUGGGAGAAAUCGAACUCACCAAGGAGGAUGAGAUGCCUAUCGGUCGGAAUGUUCUGGAGGUGACCAACAUCAAGGAGUCCGCCAACUACAGCUGCGUGGCCAUAUCAUCACUGGGCCAGAUCGAGGCUACCGCUCAGGUCUCCGUCAAAGCCCUCCCCAAGCCCCCCACCUCUCUCAUAGUGACUGAGACCACAGCCACCAGUGUGACCCUAAUCUGGGACUCUGGGAACCCUGAACCUGUGUCCUUCUUCAUGAUCCAGUACCGGGCUAAAGCGACCGACGCAGGCUUCCAGGAGGUGGAUGGAGUAGCUACCACUCGGUACAGCAUCGGCGGGCUCAGCCCCUACUCGGAAUACGAAUUCCGUGUGAUGGCGGUGAACAACAUUGGGCGCGGGCCGCCCUCUGACCCGGUAGAGACCCGUACAGGGGAGCAGGCUCCCUCUUCACCCCCUCUGGCUGUCCAGGUCCGCAUGCUGUCUGCUUCCACCAUGUUGGUCCAAUGGGAACCGCCCGAGGAACCUAACGGACAGAUCAGAGGGUACCGUGUGUACUACAGUUCAGACAUGAACGACCCUCUGAGUGGCUGGCAGAAGCACAACACUGACGACAGCAGACUGACCACCAUCUCAGGGCUGACCACUGAUAUCACCUACAGCCUCAGGGUGCUGGGGUUCACCUCUGUAGGGGACGGACCUCCCUCUGAUGUACUGCAGGUCAAGACCCAGCAGGGAGUUCCUGCCCAACCAUCCAGCUUCGAGGCAGAAGCAGAGUUGGAUACUCGUAUCAUGUUGACCUGGCUGUGGCCUGUCCAGGACACCAUCACUAAGUACGAGCUACAGUACUGGGAGGCUAACUCUGACAACAAGAUCCACGUGACUUUUAAUCCUGCGGGGUCAUACGCCGUGGAGGGUCUGAAGCCCGACACCCUGUACCGUUUCUCCCUGGCAGCCCGCUCCGAGUUCGGCCUGGGAGUCUACACACAGCCCAUAGAGGCUCGCACCGCCCAGUCCACCCCCUCCGCCCCCCCUCAGGAGGUGCACCUGUCCAGUCUAAGCUCCACCUCCCUCAAGGUGAGUUGGGUGGCUCCGCCCGCCGCGUCUCGCCACGGCGCCAUCGUGGCGUACACCGUCAGCUACCAGUCCACCGGUAGCGCCAGCGAGGACCCCGAGCGCCACGAUGUGUCGGGGAUCGGAGCGGACGCCUCUAGUUAUGUGCUGGAGGGCCUGGAGAAGUGGACAGAGUACCAGGUGUGGGUUAGAGCACACACUGAUGUAGGCCCGGGCCCAGAGAGCGCUCCGGUCAGGAUCAAAACUAAAGAGGACGUGCCAGGUGCCCCUCCCAGGAAGCUGGAGGUAGAAGCUGUGAACUCUACAGCCAUCAGGGUAACGUGGAAGGCCCCCCUGCCAGGGAAGCAGCACGGCCAAAUCAGGGGCUACCAGGUCAUCUUCUCCAGGCUGGAGAACGGGGAGCCACGCGGUCAGCCCAACAUCAUGGACGUAGCCCUGCCUGAGGCUCAGUGGAAUAUUGAGGAGUCCACAGAGUAUGAGGCCACCAUCACUGGUCUGCACUCCGAGACCACCUACUCUGUUACCGUGGCAGCCUACACAACCAAGGGAGACGGGGCGCGCAGCAAAGCUAAAGUCAUCACCACCACCGGAGCAGUCCCGGGUCGCCCCACCAUGAUGAUCAGCACCACUAACAGUGACACCGCCCUGAUCCAGUGGCAGCCUCCUAAAGACAUGGUGGGAGAAAUGAUGGGCUAUCAGCUGCAGUACAGACUCCGAGAGGACACGGCGUACACCUCACGGGAAUUCAAACGGACGGUCGACCACCACACCGUCACCGGACUGCUCAAGGGCGCCACCUACGUGUUCCGGCUGAGUGCGUUGAACCGCGCCGGUACCGGAGAGGCCUAUGUCAAGGAGAUCAGCACGCAAGAAGACGUGCCCAGCGGGUACCCCUUAAAACUCUGCGUGACAGGGUUGACCACGUCGACCACCCAGCUGGCGUGGGAUCCCCCAGCGCUGUCUGAGAGGAACGGGAAGAUAUUGCAGUAUGUUGUGGUGUACAGAGACAUCAACAGCCACACCAACAGCACCAACAGGACGGUGGACACACACAUGACCAUCCAGGGACUGAAACAUGACACCACCUAUGACAUCAGAGUCCAGGCGUUCACCAGUAGAGGAGGGGGACCCUUCAGUCCUAGUAUACAGAGCAGGACAACAUCUACCUCACCUGCGUUUGCCACAAGCUUCGGCGUCAAAGCCGUCAUGAAAACAUCAGUCCUGCUCACGUGGGAAGUGCCAGAAAACUACAAGUCCCAAGUGCCUUUCAAGAUCCUGUAUAACCAGCAGAGUGUGGAGGUACAGGGGAACCUGAAGAGGAAGUUGAUCACCCGACUACAGCCUGAUACAGACUACAGCUUUGUGUUGAUGUCCAGAGGAAACACAGCUGGCGGUCUUCAGCAGCAGGUGUCCAUCAGGACCGCCCCAGACCUCCUGAAGACUAAACCUGUCCUCUACUCUACUCAGCACAACCAGGAGGGGAAGCUCACUAUAGACCUGCCUAAAGUACAGCCUACUAGUCAAGUCAGAUGGUACUACAUCGUGGUGGUGCCUGUGUCCCCGUCGUCGUCACGGCGAUGGGAGAACCCCGACGAGAUGGACCUGGAGGAGCUGUUGGAGUCUGGCGAGGGUCCUGUCCUGCGUCGCAGGCGCCAGGUCGAGCCCACGCGGCCGUACAUCGCCGCCAAGCUGCCCUCCCUGCCCGCUACGUUCACCCUGGGAGAUGAGAAGAAUUACAACGGCUUCUACAACCGUCCCCUGCCGGGUCACCAGCGCUACCUGGCCUUCAUACUGGCUGCACUGAAGGAGCAAGACACGGACAACAGCGACAAACAUAGAAGGUUCUCAGCCAGUCCUUACUCCGACCCCAUCCACGUGUCUCCUGACGUGUCCAGGACUGCAGAGCAGCCAGAGAUGUUGUGGGUCCUGGGUCCUGUCCUGGCCGUGGUGCUCAUCAUCAUCAUCGUUAUCGCCAUCUUGCUCUUCAAGAGCAAGCAGGAAAGGAAGCGAGCAUCUCCCCUCCCCAAAGAUGACCACUCAGGAGGGGUGAAGGACUCACUGCUGGGCAACUCUUCCGACCCUGUAGAGAUGAGACGACUCAACUACCAGACACCAGGAAUGAGAGAGCACCCUCCCAUCACUGUGUGUGAUCUGGCGGACCACAUAGACAGGCUAAAGGCCAACGAUGGCCUGCGCUUCUCGCAGGAGUACGAGUCCAUAGAUCCUGCCCAGCAGUUCACCUGGGAGAAUUCCAACAUGGAGGUGAACAAACCAAAGAACCGCUAUGCUAAUGUCAUCUCAUACGACCACUCAAGAGUCGUCCUGACGUCUGUUGAUGCUGUUCCUGGUAGUGACUACAUCAACGCCAACUACAUAGACGGCUACAGGAAACAGAAUGCCUACAUCGCUACGCAGGGCCCUCUUCCCGAGACCCUCAGUGACUUCUGGAGGAUGGUGUGGGAGCAGAGGGCUCACACUAUCGUCAUGAUGACACGACUGGAGGAGAAGUCACGCGUGAAGUGUGACCAGUACUGGCCUGUCAGAGGGACAGAGACCUAUGGUAUGAUACAGGUCAGCAUGUUGGAUACUGUGGAGCUGGCUACCUACAGCGUACGCACCUUCGCUCUCUACAAGAAUGGUUCCAGUGAGAAGCGUGAGAUUCGUCAGUUCCAGUUCAUGGCCUGGCCGGACCACGGGGUACCAGAGUACCCCACCCCUAUCCUGGCCUUCCUACGACGGGUCAAAGCCUGCAACCCCCCUGACGCUGGGCCCAUGGUGGUACACUGCAGUGCGGGCGUGGGUAGAACAGGCUGCCUGAUCGUGAUCGAGGCCAUGCUGGAGCGUAUGAAGCAUGAGAAGUCGGUGGAUAUCUACGGUCAUGUGACGUGUAUGAGAGCUCAGAGGAACUACAUGGUGCAGACUGAGGACCAAUAUGUCUUUAUCCACGAGGCCCUGCUAGAGGCAGCCACCUGUGGCCUCACUGAGGUCCCCGCACGCAAUCUGUACGCACACAUCCAGAAACUCACCCAGCCGCCCACAGGGGAGACCGUCACCGCCAUGGAGCUGGAGUUUAAGAGACUGGCUAACUCCAAAGCCCACACCUCCAGGUUCAUCAGUGCCAACCUGCCCUGCAAUAAGUUCAAGAACCGGCUGGUGAAUAUCAUGCCCUUCGAGUCGACACGCGUGUGUCUGCAGCCUAUCAGAGGAGUGGAGGGGUCUGACUACAUCAACGCCAGCUGCAUCGAUGGGUACAGACAACAGAAAGGGUAUCUGGCCACCCAGGGCCCUCUGGCUGAAACCACUGAAGACUUCUGGAGGAUGCUGUGGGAACAUAACUCUACCAUAGUAGUGAUGCUCACCAAACUCAGAGAGAUGGGCCGGGAGAAGUGUCACCAGUACUGGCCAGCGGAGCGUUCAGCCAGGUACCAGUACUUUGUAGUGGACCCCAUGGCUGAGUACAACAUGCCCCAGUACAUCCUCCGAGAGUUCAAAGUCACCGACGCCAGGGAUGGCCAAUCCAGGACGAUCCGCCAAUUCCAGUUCACUGAUUGGCCAGAACAAGGAGUGCCAAAAACCGGGGAAGGAUUCAUCGAUUUCAUUGGCCAAGUGCAUAAAACCAAGGAGCAGUUUGGACAGGACGGACCAAUCACUGUUCACUGCAGUGCCGGGGUGGGCAGGACAGGGGUCUUCAUCACUCUGAGUAUCGUGUUGGAGAGGAUGAGGUACGAAGGGGUGGUGGACCUCUUCCAGACCGUCAAGACGUUACGCACCCAGAGACCUGCCAUGGUGCAGACAGAGGACCAGUAUCAGCUGUGCUACAGAGCAGCUUUGGAGUACCUGGGGAGUUUUGACCACUAUGCAACGUAACCACUCUGACCUGAGCAGCCUCUGGCAUGGCCACUGAGUGUCCCAUCUCAGCCACCGUACUUGUAUCAACCCAUCUGACCUGACCCUGCCAUUGCUACCCUAUCACAGGGGAGGAGGGCGGUGCCACUGUCACCUAGCGACGGGUUCAACCAAUCCCAGAGGUCUACUACUCGGAUUUACAACAAACAAAAAAAACACACAAAAAAACACCCUAAAGAUUGCUUUACAAAACAAACAACAAACAAUACCAUGACGACGACAGCGUUUUAUAUGGGGGCAAGCGACAGUUCUGACUGAGUUUCUGUUCUCCUUUCUUACUUUAUUAUUCUGAAAUAUCGUUAUGAAUAAUGUUCUUAUAUUUAGUUAAUCAUUUGUUGUGUUUUUUAAUAAUUGUUUUUAAUACCAUCAGACAUGUAUUUUGUCUUAAUGGCCUAACUGGGGCACAGCAUUUUAGUUUUUCCACCAUAAUUGGUAUGUUUAUUUUAGGUAAAAAUAAAUCAAAAUGUUGUAUGUUAUUUUAGGGACCUGUAUUAUCUACUUCCUAGACGUUAAUACAGGACAACCACUGUUUGUUCUCUGAAGCUGCUGACAGUUUUGACUUUUAUCAACAUUUUUAUUGUUUAUUAUCUAUUUUUUUUUGUAUUUUUCUUUUUAAAACGGAGCAAGAUUAACUAAGAUAAUACGCCUUUUCACUUUGCUGUUUCUUUUUAAAACGGAGCAAGAUUAACUAAGAUAAUACGCCUUUUCACUUUGCUGUUUCUUUUUAAAACGUAAGGGGGAAAAAAAUGACAAAAUUAUUCAAACGCAUACACCAACUGCCGCGAUACAGGUACUAUAUAAACCACACUAGCUAGCGAAAAACGUGACAUCAACUAACGACAACUAAAUCAGCAUUGUACAGAAACUCAAAGAGCACAUGAUGAUUUCAACAACAGAGAGAAGCCUUGAAGGCAUUGAGGCCUUCAAUAACCAGAGAAUGAAUCUGGAGACGAACGGACGAACAGACUUUUAUACCCAACGAGGAGUUGAACUUGAGAAUCAACUCCUGAAUCUCUGUAUGAAUCAUAUUAUGCCCCUCUAAGCCCCUCCUCUUUCCUUGGAUCCCAGCGAGCUGAUUGGUCAGUCCGCUGCCUGGGGGUUGGAACAUAGGGACUGCAGGAGCAGCUCCCUGUGGUGGUGGAGAGAGGAGUAGCAGCCAUUAACCCUGGCCCCCCUGUACAGAAUACUACGAUUACUACCGGCAGGACAGAGACACACAAACCCUCUGCAUCCUCCAACCGACCUGCUAUUAUUUUAUACAGAAAUAGAAAUGUUGACUAUAUAUAUAAUUCUGAUUGAUUAUAUAUAUAUAUAUGUACAAUUAUACAUAGAUAUAUACUGCAGCUUCAAACUAUAUUGUUAAAAUAAUUCACUCUCUUUACUUACCAGCAUAGAGGAAAUUAAAGAGAGAAAGGGAAAGAGAGAGAGAGUGAGAGAUGGAAGGAGAGAGAAAGUUAGUGUCUGUAUCUACUGGAUUACCAUAGCAACCUGACAGCCAGACAGAGUUGAGUUGAGAUCAGUGUUCCAUUUUUCAAUCCAGUCAUUUUUCAGGGAGUGAAUUCAAUUCAUGAAUCGAAAUUCAUUCAUUUAGUUGUAAUUCGAUUCAUUUAGCUGUAAUCGACUUCACUGAAACUGGACUUGACCCUAACCUUGCUGAAAGAUAGAGAGCAGGUUAUCGUUCUGUUAAAGAGAGUGAGAGAGGUGUAUAGAUGUGUAGUUCUGUUAAAGAGAACAGCAUAACCCCAACUGAGGACCACUCCCCAGCCUCCGUCGGGCCAACCGCCACCACGCCACACAAGCACAUCUUUACCCACAAGGCCGCAGGGCACGACGAUCCCCAAGCCUAACAGGACUGAGUCUGACAUGCUGGCUGGAAUAAACCACAAUGUUCAUUUAUACCUUGUGAAUGCUUAGUGCUGUAGGGGUUUCAUCUGUUGUAUACGCAGUCUGUUUUCUAUUUGUUGAUAAAAAGAACUGGAAUUUAAAAAAAAAAAAAAAUGUUGCUGGGGAAAAAAACUCGAAUAAAGUUGAAUAAUUGUUGUUUUUUUGGGGGGAAAAAUUCCUUUUGUUUGUGAUGUUUUUUGUCUCCCUCACAUUAAAUAAUGAUUUUGCUCUA